Messenger RNA from Culex pipiens pallens (northern house mosquito), 1655 nucleotides. Its product is annotated as myosin light chain kinase, smooth muscle-like. The transcript is spliced from 3 exons. The record is from RefSeq and is a predicted model, not a curated record. Gene Ontology annotation, cellular component: plasma membrane. Lineage: Eukaryota; Metazoa; Arthropoda; Insecta; Diptera; Culicidae. Gene Ontology annotation, biological process: homophilic cell-cell adhesion. Bases 33 to 1403 code for a protein of 456 amino acids.
CCGUCAGAAAGCGUGAACCAAGCCCACGGCCAAUGUGGCAGGAAGAAUCCGAUGCCGCUCCGGUGUUCACCUUUGCUCUGCGUCCUCGUGUCAUGCAGCUGCGAGAUACCUGCAAGCUGUUGUGUUGUCUUAGCGGAAAGCCUGUGCCAACCGUCAAGUGGUUCAAGAAUGGACGCGAGCUCAGCCGAUUCGAGUACGCUAUGACGCACACCGAUGGCGUUGUAACGAUGGAGAUCAUCGACACCAAGGUUGACGAUUCGGGCGAGUACAAGUGCGUUGCCGUCAACCCGCUUGGAAAGGCUGAAACCAGCUGCGUCGUUAUCGUUGAAGAUCGCCGCCGCCAGUUUGAUCAUCCACAGCCGAAGGCUGAUGGCAAGAAAUCGAUAAAGAAACCGGAAGCCAAGGCCGCUCCAUCGAAACAACUCGGACCUCCAGAUGCACGAUCCCGCCAGUCGACCCGCGAGCUAUUGCCACUGAAAUCGGACAGCAUGAUGUGCCCACCGGACUUCACCAGAAAACUGAAGGACGUUGUCGCGUCCGACGGCGAACCACUGCAGCUGAACUGCCACGUUAGCGGCGAUCCGCUGCCUCAGAUCGUAUGGACCAAGAACGGCAAGAAGCUGACCUCUUCGGCUGUUAUUGACAUCAAGUACAAAUCCGGCAUCGCUAGCCUUCGAAUCAACGAAUUGUUCCCGGAGGACUCUGGCACGUACGUGUGCACAGCGAAGAACUCCAUGGGAGAAACCUCAACGCAGUGUGUGCUCGAUGUGAAGAAGGGACCAGCUGGCACUGCCCGACCGGAAAAGAAGGGUGGCUCGUCCAAGGCCCCGAUCAUCAACAAGCACGCCGAGUCCGGUUACUACAAGGACGGCUCGGAAGUAACGAUCGUUUGCAACAUUUCCUGCCCGGAUCCGUUCAACGUGAUCUGGCUGCACGACAAUCGCGAAAUCAAAAACACCCCCGACUUUGAAUAUCUGAACGACGGCGACGUUUACUCGCUGCAUAUUCCUGAAAUCUUCCCCGAGGACGCCGGUACGUACACGUGCGAGGCGUUCAACAAGGGCGGAGAGAGCUUCAGUUCCUGUACCAUUACGGUUUUGUCGAGCAGCGAGCAGAAGGACACGCCGACCUUCGCCAAGUUCCCGGCCUCGUUGAGUGUGCUGGACGGUGCGAAGGCCGUGUUCACCUGCGAGACGUACGACUCUCCGACCAAACUCGAGUGGUACAAGGACGGCGAGCCGAUCAACGAGUCCUCCAACCGGUACCGGUUCGUGAAGAAGGACAACAAGUACACCUUCACCAUUGCCAAGUGCUCGUUCGAGGACAUUGGCCAGUACCAGGUGCGGGUGGUCACACGCCAAGGUGACGCACUGGCUUCCUUCUCCGUCAAUGUUAGUGCGUAAUAGGUUGUUCUAAGUGAUAAGGUACUAGAAUGUUAGCUAGGUAGAUGCAAGGAAGAGGAGAUCUUAAUAUUUUGGAAGAUUUUUUUUUUAUUGUUUGUUUUCGGUACUGUGAGCGAUUUUUUUUAUUUAGCUUUCACGUGUAAGUAAUAUUUUUGUAAAGUAUUAUCGACAUCCAACAAGCAUAAUGAGGUAGGAAUUGAUUUUUUAUUGUUGAUUUACAGAAAAAUUUAAUAAAAAAAUAUUUGAGAACGA